Molecule: messenger RNA, 2118 nt
Organism: Hirsutella rhossiliensis
Lineage: Eukaryota; Fungi; Ascomycota; Sordariomycetes; Hypocreales; Ophiocordycipitaceae
Product: integrase core domain-containing protein
Exons: 3
Coding region: 1-2118 (705 amino acids)
Biological process (GO): DNA integration
Molecular function (GO): nucleic acid binding
Source: RefSeq, a predicted model, not a curated record
AUGGAAGCGGAAGCAUGUGCAGAGCGUUUUCUAUGGUGCUUCGCCCGCUACCACUGGUGGCCCGACGCUAUAACGAGCGAUAGGGGCUCGAAUUGGGUAGGCCGCUUUUGGAGGCACAUGUGCAAGUUACUGGGGAUCGACCAGCAGCUAAGCACGGCGUACCACCCCCAAACCGACGGAGGCCCUGAGAGGAUGAACCAAGAAGUACAGGCAUACCUCCGCGCCGUGAUUAACCAGAACCAGAACGACUGGGAUAAGUGGGUUCCCGCGGCUCAGAUGGCGUUAAACGGUCGGGUCAAUACCUCUAUAGGGAUGUCCCCAUUCUUCGCUAUACACGGCUAUGAGCCGAAGUCACCAGUUCCCCUCGUUACGGAAGCAUAUGCGGAAGAGUAUCCUCAGCAUUCGCCAGAAACCAGGGCAAAGAAAUUUGUUACCAAACUACAACAGAUUACGGACCUCUGCCAAGCAUCAAUGGCGACAGCUACGCAGCAACAAGAACGCUUCGCUAACAGACGACGGAACGCGGCAGAACGCUUCGAAGUAGGCGAUAAGGUUUGGCUUGACUUACGGAACUACGCGUCAGAGCGACCUAAGAAGAAGUUCGACUGGCUGCACGCUAAGUAUACGAUAAGCAAGGUACUCGACCCGUACACGGUUGAACUAGCAGACCUCCCGAGGGCUGCUAUAAUAGGUUCCACGUCGACCAACUCCGGAGAGCGGGGACGGACCCAAUGCCUGGUCAGCAACGCACAGACGCUCAACCCCAUCUAUCCAAGUAGACGGGAGGCUCACCAAGUAGUAGAGGAAAUACUAUGCGCUAGGUGGAAGAGAACCGGCCGCGGCCGUAGGCGGGAAGUCCUUGUACGCUGGCAAGGUUGGCAAGACCCGACCUGGACCUCUUUAGACAAUAUGCAACAGACAGCGGCCUUGGAUAAGUACGAACAGAGAUACGGCCCGGCUCUCGAAAACGAUGGACCAUACCAGCACCGACGAGUGGCAACGGAAGCACAGCCGGCCCAAAUACAGGGCAAGUCGAAGGAAUACAACCACAGCUGCAGAUACAGGGCAAGAGAAUACGCGGACCACUACGGGCUAGGACUAAUGGCGACGCCCCCACGCCAAAAGCAUCGCUUCGCAGAAACCGACGCAAUAAAAGCGACAGUGACAACGACUUUGGAAGCGGUGUCGAUUGUGACGAUGCAAAAUGCCGAGAAGCUGGGGAUUCGGCGCUAUCGAAGUUUCAAAGAUCUCAGCAGGACGACAGCCCCUCGGACGAGCCAGCAAGAGGCAGAAAAGUCCAACUACGAGGUAUCCGAUACCGAAAAUCUCAGUGGCGGCGAAGGUGCAACCCCUAUAUUCUCCGACGAGCCACUUACUCGCGGCGCUAAAGGAGCUCCAGACCAGGGUUCAAACGUCAGCGACGGUUCAACAGAAUACUCCAAACUCCAGAUCGACGAUUUGAAUGAGAAUCUGCAGUACAUCAAGAGCCACCGGAAACCCGAAGUCAACGAAGAAGUCACUCCAUAUUUUGAGCUGUACUGCCUCCUGCGGGACGGCAAAUAUUAUUGGAUACGCGAGUCUGUCGUUCAGAGGGCGGCCUCUGCUGCAGUGUGCACGUACUGGGGUUGCGGGGGUGAGGGGUGGAAGCUCUACGACAGACCAAAAAAAGAGGUGGGACGAGAGUUGUGGAAGCGCCCGCUAGCGACAGAUGAGGAUGGUGUCCCCCAUGCCAUUCUGGUUGUGGGACACGAUCUUCGCGACGACGGUCAAUCCAAGUUUCUCGUGCAAAAUGUCGGGUAUCCUGCGUCCCGAGCGAAAUGGUACGUCGAAAGGACAGUGAAAAGUAGGUGGCGGAGCGAGUGCGAUGACUACCACUUACGUGAUACCGAAUACUACUCCCCAACCGACAAAGCUGGACCAAAGCUCGAUACGAUCGUCGGUCAUCGCGUGUAUCGAAGCGGCAAGAACAGCUCCCUUCGGAGCUUUCAGCUCUCUUGCCAGUGGGGAGAUGGCACAGAAACUUGGGAACCCGAGGAGAAAAUCCAGCAGAAGAACAACGCCGCUGUUCUAACGUACUGGCAAAGUGACCCACAUGUGCGUAAGAAGGGCAAGUCAUAA